Molecule: messenger RNA, 5695 nt
Organism: Chelonia mydas (Green sea turtle)
Lineage: Eukaryota; Metazoa; Chordata; Testudines; Cheloniidae
Gene: WDR19
Product: WD repeat domain 19
Exons: 37
Coding region: 197-4234 (1345 amino acids)
Biological process (GO): cilium assembly; intraciliary retrograde transport
Cellular component (GO): intraciliary transport particle A; cilium
Molecular function (GO): protein binding
Source: RefSeq, a predicted model, not a curated record
UCAGAUCGGAUUGGGGCUGAGCCCCGCCUCCUCACGAUGAUUGGUCGUGGCGCCAGAGGCUCUUCCCUUGACCCCCGCCCCCAGAUCUCCUGGGUGACCGGGACGCUGUUAGCGGCAGGGGCCGCGCUCCCCCUUGCCCUCGGAGCGGCAGCGCAUGCGCACAUGAAAUAUUGACUCGGGAGCCCCGGGAGAGAAGAUGAAGCGAGUUUUUACUCUAUUAGAAAAGGCUUUGCUUGGUUCCCCUGUGCAGUUCACCUGGCAGAAAACUUCAGGAAACUUCCUUGCUGUGACAGGAACUGAUCACACUGUAAAAAUCUUUGAUCGUCAUGGUCAGAAGAGAAAUGAAAUUAAUUUACCAAGCAACUGUGUUGCUAUGGACUGGGAUAAAGAUGGGGACACCUUAGCCAUAAUUGCUGACAAAUCUAGUACCGUUUAUCUGUGGGAUGCCAACACAAACAAAACAAGCCAGGUGGACAGUGGCAUGAGAGACCCAAUGUCUUUCUUGCUUUGGUCCAAAGUUGGAGCCUUGCUUGCUGUUGGAACAACUAAGGGAAACUUGCUUAUUUAUAACCGACAGACUUCUCGCAAGAUUCCUGUCCUUGGUAAACACACCAAGCGGAUCACUUGUGGUUGCUGGAGUACUGAAAACCUGCUGGCACUAGGUAGUGAAGACAAAAUGAUAACUAUUAGCAAUCAGGAAGGAGAUACUAUAAGACAGACUUCAGUGAGAUCGGAUCCCAGUGAUAUGCAGUUCUCAGUGAUGAAGACUGAUGAAAGAAUAUCAGCUAGGGAAAGCACAGUAAGCGUGGUGGUUGGCAAGAAAACAUUGUUUCUUUUUAAUUUGAAUGAUCCUGAUAACCCAAUUGAUCUGGAAUUCCAGCAGCGCUAUGGCAACAUUGUAACCUAUAGAUGGUAUGGUGAUGGCUACAUCAUGAUUGGCUUCUCACGUGGGUGCUUUGUUGUUAUUUCUACACACAUUCGUGAGAUUGGUCAAGAGAUUUUUCAAGCUCGCAAUCAUAAGGAUAACCUAACCAGCAUUGCAAUAUCACAAUCACUAAACAAAGCUGCAUCAUGUGGAGACAACUGCAUUAAGAUUCAUGACCUGUCAGAACUGAAAGAAAUGUAUGCUAUAAUAAACCUGGAUGAUGAAAAUAAAGGUCUAGAUCACCUGGCUUGGACAGAUGAUGGACAGUUGUUGGCAGUGUCUACACAAAGAGGCUCACUUCACGUCUUCUUGACAAAGCUUCCAAUCCUUGGAGAUGCUUGCGGCACACGGAUUGCGUACCUCACUUCUCUUCUUGAAGUUACUGUGGCCAAUCAUGUUGAAGGAGAGCUACCAAUCACAGUUUCUGUUGAAGUGGAGCCAAACUUUGUUGCUGUAGGUCUUUAUCAUUUGGCUGUAGGAAUGAAUAAUCGUGCUUGGUUUUAUGUACUUGGAGAGAAUAGUGUAAAAAAGCUUAAAGACAUGGAGUAUCUGGGGACAGUAACCAGUGUAUGUCUUAAUUCUGACUAUGCUGCCGCACUGUUUGAGGGGAAAGUCCAGUUGCAUAUGAUAGAAGGUGAAGGUUUGGAUGCUCUGGAAGAACGAGAGACUCGACUUUUCCCAGCGGUGGAUGAUAAAUGUCGAAUCUUGUGCCAUGCUCUUACUGGUGAUUUCCUCAUCUAUGGUACAGAUACAGGUGUUAUUCAAUAUUUCUACAUUGAAGACUGGCAAUACGUGAAUGAAUAUCGGCAUCCUGUCAGUGUGAGAAAAAUCUUUCCAGACCCCAAUGGAACCAGAUUGGUUUUCAUUGAUGACAAAAGUGAUGGCUUUGUGUAUUACCCAGUAAAUGAUGGUGUUCAUGAGAUCCCAAAUUUUCCACCAACCGUUAAAGGCAUUCUGUGGGAAAAUUGGCCAAUAGAUAAAGGUGUAUUUGCUGCUUACGAUGAUGAUAAAGUAUAUACUUAUGUCUUCCAUAAGGAUACCAUACAAGGGUCCAAGGUUAUUUUGGCAGGUGGCACCAAAGUUCCCUUUUCCCACAAACCAUUGCUUUUGUAUAAUGGAGAAUUAACCUGUCAGACUCAGAGUGGGAAAACAAACAAUAUCUAUCUUAGUACUCAUAGUUUCCUUGGCGUUUUGAAAGACACCGGGUUUAAUGAGCUGAAACAAAUACUUACUCAGACUUUAAUGCUGAAAAGGUUUGCUGAAGCAUGGGAGGUAUGCAAACUUCUGAAUGAUCAAUCUGGUUGGAAUGAGCUGGCCAGAGCUUGCCUACAUCACAUGGAAUUGGAGUUUGCAGUACGUGUUUAUCGGACAAUUGGAAAUGUUGGGAUGGUGAUGUCACUAGAGCAAAUAAAGGGAAUAGAAGACCACAACCUUUUAGCCGGACAUCUUGCCAUGUUUACUAAUGACUUUAAUCUGGCUCAGGAUUUAUAUCUGGCAUCCACCUGUCCUGUUGCUGCACUUGAGAUGAGAAGAGAUUUGCAGCAUUGGGACAGCGCAUUACAGCUGGCUAAGCGUUUGGCCCCAGACCAGAUCCCGUUCAUAUCAAAGGAGUAUGCCAUGCAGCUUGAAUUCACGGGUGAUUAUGUGAAUGCUUUGGCGCACUAUGAGAAGGGAAUCACAAGGGACAAUAAGUACCAGGAACAUGAUGAAGCUUGCCUAGCUGGAGUGGCUCAGAUGUCCAUUCGAAUGGGAGACAUUCGUCGGGGGGUUAACCAAGCCAUUAAACAUCCUAGCAGGCUGCUAAAGAGAGACUGUGGAGCCAUUCUGGAGAGUAUGAAGCAAUUUUCAGAAGCCGCCCAACUAUAUGAAAAGGGGCAAUAUCAUGACAAGGCAGCGUCAGUAUAUAUCCGCUGUAAAAACUGGGCAAAGGUUGGUGAGCUUCUCCCUUGUGUAUCAUCUCCAAAGAUACACCUGCAGUAUGCCAAGGCAAAAGAAGCAGAUGGCAGAUACAAGGAAGCGGUUGUGGCUUAUGAGAAUGCCAAACAAUGGGACAAUGUAAUCCGGCUAUAUUUGGAUCAUCUUAACAAUCCUGAAAAAGCUGUUAGUAUUGUCAGGGAAACACAGUCUCUCGAUGGAGCCAAGAUGGUAGCCAGAUUCUUUCUGCAGUUGGGUGACUAUGGUUCUGCCAUCCAGUUUCUGGUCAUGUCCAAGUGUAAUAAUGAAGCUUUCACACUGGCCCAACAACACAAUAAGAUGGAGAUUUAUGCUGACAUCAUUGGUUCUGAGAAUACUACCAAUGAAGACUAUCAGAGUAUUGCACUAUACUUUGAAGGAGAAAAAAAACAUUUUCAGGCGGGCAAGUUCUUUUUGCUGUGCGGUCAGUAUGCCCGGGCACUAAAACACUUUCUGAAAAGUCCAAGCACAGAAGAUAACAUGGCUAUAGAAAUGGCUAUUGAAACAGUGGGGCAGGCAAAAGAUGAAGCACUAACUAAUCAGCUGAUAGACUACCUUAUGGGGGAGAGUGAUGGUAUGCCCAAGGACGCCAAGUAUCUGUUCCGCUUGUACAUGGCACUAAAGCAAUACAGAGAAGCUGCCCGAACUGCCAUAAUAAUUGCCAGGGAGGAGCAGUCUGCAGGAAACUACCGAAAUGCACAUGAUGUUCUUUUCAGUAUGUAUUCAGAACUCAAAACACAGAAAAUUAAAAUUCCUUCUGAGAUGGCUACAAAUCUUAUGAUUCUACACAGCUAUAUUUUAGUAAAGACUCAUGUCAAACGUGGAGAUCACAUGAAGGGUGCACGCAUGCUUAUUCGUGUAGCCAACAACAUCAGCAAGUUCCCCUCACAUAUUGUCCCAAUCCUGACGUCAACAGUGAUUGAGUGUCAUAGAGCAGGAUUAAAAAACUCAGCUUUCAGUUUUGCUGCUAUGUUGAUGAGACCUGAGUACCGCAAUAAAAUAGAUCUUAAAUACAAAAAGAAGAUUGAAGCAAUGGUCAGACGACCAGACACAUCUGAGGCAGAAGAGCCAACUACACCAUGCCCAUACUGUGAAUUCCUGCUCCCAGAGUGCGAACUCCUCUGCCCUGGAUGUAAAAACAAUCUUCCAUAUUGCAUUGCAACUGGUCGGCAUAUGGUAAAUGAUGACUGGACAGCCUGUCCAAAUUGUGACUUCCCUGCCCUGCACUCAGAGUUUAAAAAUAUGUUGCAGAGUGAAAAUAUAUGUCCAAUGUGUUCAGAAAGAGUUAGCAUGGUCCAUCUUAAGAAGAUAGCUGACUGCACACCAUACCUCAACCCAGAAGAAAUGGAACAGUGAAUUUAUUCAAGUCUGUUUUUCUUGACUCAAAACAAUUGGCUCGCUCCAAAAUCCUGCAGUCCUGGAAAUGAGCUCAACAACAGAGAGAACUGUAGAACCCAACAAGCCAUUUUCACAAGCAUUUUUCAACACUACAAAAAUUGAAGUUUCUAGUGCAUAUUUUACAGAUUAGAAAUCUAUUGUCAAAAUAUUUCUUAAUUGGGUCUUGCCUUAGGUAAUUUAUAUCUGGAGGACCUUGAUAUACAUCAGUGUUACACACACAAAAUGCUGUAAUUCAUCUACAGCCAAACUGGGACUUACUUGCGGUAUCUCUUUGGAACCUAGUGCUUUUGGACCCUCUCGAUUAAGGAAGCUUCGAUAUGCCUGGUAGUUGAUUCGUUUCUUUUCAGAGUCCUCAGGACUGAUAGACUUUGAAAGAAGAAAUUUACUAUAAGCAAGGAAACAAUCAAACUCAGGCUUUACCUUCUUUAAAAGUUUCCAAAUAGCUUUUUGUGCGUAAAAGGAGAAGCAAACCCUAGGGCUCACUUUUAAAUGCUGACAUGUAACUAGCAGCGACACUGGUCUUUACAAAAGGAAAAUAACUCUACAGUACGGCAACACACCUCUUUAAAUGUGUGAAAAGUAAUUCACUGUUUAUGUUAGGGCUCCUCCAGACAUGGAGUUAUUCCCUAAUAACUAUCCACUUAAAACUCAUAUCCUAGCGUAAUCCAGAAUAUUUUUCAUGUGUAGACAUGCCCUAAAUUGAUACACACAACCAAUAUAUUUUGCUAUGCUUCAGAUGCGUCAGCCUUUUAUUCAUAAAAAAACUAAAAAGUUAAAAAAGACCUAUUAGAGAAUCCUGGCCUUUCUCCUCGUAAAUUCCAUAUUGUCUAUUUCUCUGCACAAACACAGGGGAUGAUUUUGGGUAUGCAUGUAAAACUUUAGAGAUAGUAUUUGCCAUUUUCAGCUGCUGGGGGUGGGGAGGUAGGAAAUGAUCUUCAGAAUCCUAUCUCAAAUCAACAUUUAACUACUGGUAAUUUAAGAUUAGCAGAUUCUGACAUUUCAGUGUCUAGGAUUAAAAACAAGAAAGGUGGGAAUUGUUGAAAAGCUGACUAUGCUGUGCUUAAGUCUGCAUUUCUUAUAUAUUUAUUAACAUGUAUUCUAAAUGAACUUCCUCCUGUGUCACCUAGUACAUCCUGUCAUCGAGAAUGCAGUAAGAACAAUCUUCAGAUCUGUAUCAUGUAUAGCACCAAGCACAUAACAAAUAAUAAAGUCUAGGUGUCUAGGAGAUAAAGAAAUUAACAUUAGUUGUUUUCUGUUAAUAUAUUUCCAUACCAAAGAUUCAAAAAGCCAUCAACCUCUGAGAUCUCUUUGGUCACCAAGAAAGCCCUCACUCACCACCAACUCCACCUCUUCCCCAAUUUCUGCAUUAUGUAGCUAUUCAGACAAGUGCUUUCUUCCCACAGAACUUUUUUAAUCGAU